Molecule: messenger RNA, 831 nt
Organism: Tilletiaria anomala UBC 951
Lineage: Eukaryota; Fungi; Basidiomycota; Exobasidiomycetes; Georgefischeriales; Tilletiariaceae
Exons: 1
Coding region: 144-647 (167 amino acids)
Source: RefSeq, a predicted model, not a curated record
UCAAUUUCGGGGAUGCGAAAUACAAACGGCAUUCACACGCCGCAUUCUGCAUCUUACCAAGAAUGUCCCGUUCCAGGGCCUCGCAGCCAGUCUCAGCUUCAGGAAGGCAUUAAAUCGCCUUCCGCUCAAGACUCUCGCGAGCAAUGGGGCUCUCCUUUCGCGGAGAACCCCCAGGGGGCACCAAGGCCGAGAGACGUAACCAUUUCCUCACUCCCAAAGAUCAACUUCGAGCUUCGCAUUCGCCAGCGCUUUGCACCCUCUCCAGGCAAGUCUUUGAUAAACCGGCGCCUUCCUUCGCUCGUCAAGCCCCAACUAGGCGCAGUCCCAUAAAUUUCCUACCCAUGGCGUUACGCGCCUCAGGCAAACACGUAGCCGAUAGAUUCGAGCUGCUCUAUCCAGGCGUAUUUCUCGCCCAUCUCGACGUCUCGCUGGCGGACUGGGCGCGCUUUCUCGAAAAUUUGAGUGUCGCAGGGCGCUUAAAUGCACUGCAGAGAGUUGUCAACAACGUCGUCCCCAUCACCAUGCACAUGGGCGCCACCGGGUUCCUCAUCACCCGUGCCAUCGAAGGUGAGAUGAAAACAAGAAAGGUGCGUGCGAUGAUGGAGGCCUUGGAAAUUUGGAUGGUGCAGUUUUUUGCAGCAAGAUGACUGGAUGUGUGAGAAUCACUUGACCUCCCAACUGCCGUCAACAUUAUCUUGACAAAUGCUUCAAAUUCUCUCGACUGGAACAGCUAUCUUGAAGAAAAGGGUUCUCGGCUGACGUCUCGCGCACCGGGUGGUCCAAUCCCACCCCGACAUUCGAGACUCUGUCCGAUCGCAAGGAUGGUCGCAA